AUAUUCUUGAAUAUAUCUUAGCCUUCAUAACUCCAACCAUCUGAUCACGAACCUCUCCCAUCCUCCUCGUGCGACGAGGGCUCAAGCAAUCUACCAUGGCCUCAAUGCGGAGCUCUCAAGCUGCCUCGCUCCUCUUCCACACCACGAGAACCUCAACCCUCCCACGAAACACACACCGAGCAUUCUGCUCCACUCCAGUACGAGCUGGUUACGAUGAUACUGUGCAAAAUCUGCGAAUUGGCAAACACACUCGUGUGAUCUACCAAGGCUUCACUGGACGUGUAGCGACAGGCAACGCGAAAGACAGCAUAGCAUAUGGCACAAACAUCGUUGGAGGUGUGACUCCGGGCAAGGAGGGCGAGCACUUGGGCCUGCCAUUGCUUCCCGAUCUGAAGAAAGCCAAGGAGCAGCUCAAGCCAGAUGCGACGGCGGUGUUCGUCGCGGCACCGCAGUGUGCAAAGGCAAUUGAGGACGCGAUUGAGGCUGAGAUCCCAUUGAUCGUUGCGGUGGCUGAACAUAUCCCUCUGCAUGAUAUUCUGAGGGUCUCCGACAUCCUCAAGACCCAAUCCAAAUCUCGACUCGUAGGUGCCAAUGCACCAGGAAUCAUCGCACCCAUUGGAUUCUGCCGUAUUGGUUUCCAGCCUCUUCCGACAUUCGCUCCUGGUCACAUUGGCAUCGCCGCCAAGUCAGGAACCCUCUCCUACGAAGCUGUGGCAUCCAUCACUCGCUCAGGUCUCGGCCAGAGCUUGGUCAUUGGCAUGGGAGGAGACAUCGUAGCAGGCACCAACCUCGUCGACGCUCUGAAAGUGUUCGAGCAAGAUCCGGAGACAGAGGGUAUCUGCUUGAUUGGUGAAGUCGGUGGCAGAGCAGAGGAGGAUGCAGCAGAUUGGAUCAAGGACUACCUCAAGCGAACCAAGAACCCCAAGCCCAUCACGGCUCUCGUGGGAGGAAAGAACGCGAAGCCUGGCAAGAUCAUGGGACACGCCGGAGCCUGGGCUGCUCGCGGUGAACACGAUUCCCACCAGAAGUACAGCAUUCUGGCGGAAGCUGGUGCCACCAUGGUCGACCACCCCGAGAACUUUGGUGGUGUGUUGAAGACUCUCCUCCAGCAAUCCGGCCGCGACGUCAGCAAGAUUCAAGCGAAUGCUGCUCAACAGCAAAAGCGCGGCUACCACACUCUCCGCCGUAGUCCUGCCUCUCUCCGCGCCUCUCGUCGUCCUACACCAUCCACCACCUCCUCCCUGCAAUCUCAACGCUCCCUCUUCAUCCCCGCCGAGUCCAUUCCCGGCCCACUCGAGCCCUACCUCUCCCAAAUCUCCGGCGUCUCUCUCACCACCGACAAAGCGCCCUCCGACGGCUACUACCUCGGCAUCACAAUCGACCGCACCAACCGCAGCCCCUGCAUCGCCGUCGCUCCCACCGCCGACCCCUCCUCCAUCGACUCCCGCGUAAAAUUCUUCCCUUACUCCUGGUCCUCCGGCCCCUCCGACUCCGACCUCAAAUCCGCCCUCGAAUACUCUCAACUCUCCUCCGCGCCCGAGUCCACCCGUCGCCAAGCCCACUCCCUCCUCUCCGCGCUCGCGAAAAUGUACAAGGAAAAAGAAGCCAUUAUCCUCACCACCUGCGUGUCUCUAGAUGGAGAGGGAAAUCUCCGACUCCACCAACCUAGCACGACGCUCAUGUUCGACGACUCCGCUUACCGCAGCAAUAAACGGCAAGAGGACAUCCACGCCCUCCGCCAAAAAGACAAGGAAGACCAGCAGGAAGUUGAAGCGGAAAAGGACGGUAUCGUCUACGUCCGUCUGGACGACCCGUCAGCCAACAUCGGCACCCUCGUCAAUGGCGCAGGAUUAGCGAUGAAUACCGUCGAUGCACUAGUCAUGCACGGCGGCGCGGCGACCAACUUCCUCGACACGGGCGGUAAAGCCACGUCUGCGACAGUGAAGAAGUCGUUCGAGUUGAUCCUCCAAGACGACAGGGUGAAGGUGAUUUUCGUGAAUAUUUUCGGCGGACUGACGGAUGGAGGGAUGAUUGCGGAUGGGAUUUUGUUGGCGUUCAAGGAGGUGGAUAUGAAGGGUGUGCCGGUGAUAGUGAGGAUUCGCGGGACGAAUGAGGAGGUUGGACAGAAGAAGAUUGCGGAAAGUGGAUUGGGUUUGGAGAGUUUUGAUAAGUUUGAGGAUGCGGCGAAGAGGGUUAUUGAGGUUGCUAAUGGAGGGAAGUGA
This is a messenger RNA of Zymoseptoria tritici IPO323, 2222 nucleotides long. RefSeq lists its product as uncharacterized. Gene Ontology annotation, biological process: tricarboxylic acid cycle. Gene Ontology annotation, molecular function: succinate-CoA ligase (ADP-forming) activity; succinate-CoA ligase (GDP-forming) activity. Gene Ontology annotation, cellular component: succinate-CoA ligase complex (ADP-forming); mitochondrion. Bases 96 to 2222 code for a protein of 708 amino acids. The record is from RefSeq and is a predicted model, not a curated record. The transcript has 2 exons. Lineage: Eukaryota; Fungi; Ascomycota; Dothideomycetes; Mycosphaerellales; Mycosphaerellaceae.